AUGUCUUCGUUCGGUCUGGAUGAUACCAGUGCCACCUCGCCUUUGACGGAGUCAAGAGUACAAGCCGUGCUGCGAUGGUUCGACAAGCGAAUGGAUACAUGGAAGAAGAAUACUCCUUCAGCCAUGCUGACAGUUCCAAUGAUCCUCGAAUACCGCUCCACAGCCCUGGCAAUGUACGAACUAGGCGUAGGCGAAGGCUACCGCGACCCAGACGCAAUAAAAAGACGCUACUUCACGCUCCCAACCCUCGACGACGAACACGAAAAUGAUCCCGAAUCCUCAGAUCCAGACCCAACGACUGCCCCAAUCCGAACAAACACACAACAGCCUACCAGCACAAACACCCUCAGCGCAAUCCGCAUCGACAUAAACAUGAAAUGGAUGAACGCCGCGCAGGAAAUGCUAGACGCAGUCCUAGCAUGCAGCAUAGACACGAUGCGGAAAUUGCCCAACUUGAUGUACACACGGCUAGCGACGGCCGUGACAGCAUUGCUGAAGAUUCAUUUCUCUGUGCGGACUGGGGCACUGGGAGAAGUCAUCACGCCCGAGACGGUGAAUGUGGCAUAUUAUCUGGAUGCUGUUGCUGCGAAACUUGGCGAGGCGGGCGGUGGUGGAAAGUACAAGAUUCCUAGUCGGUGGUAUCAGGUCGUCGGCGUCAGAGGACGGGAUUGGUAUGAACGAUUGGAAAGACGGUAUAGCGGGAAUAUUGGGGUGGGAGUUGGAUUGGGGACUAGUCCAUCAACCGGAACAGGAGUCACAAGAGAGCCGAUGGGCAUAUCAGCUCAAACACCAGGUAUUGGACCAGGAUCACACCACAGUACCGCAACACCCUCUUCAAAUCACUCCCACACCCACCUGAACGUGAACGUGAACCCAAACACACAAACACAACCAGGAAUGGACCCCUACCCCGUCUCAGCAGCCGUGAGUCCCAUCCCACCACACGCACCGGGAAUAGAAAGCGGCUAUGUAGCAAUGAGCGGAGGACCGGGAAUGUGGCCCGGGGCUGGUCCGAGUCCGAUGGAUGCGCAGAAUCCACAUUUCUUCCAUUCCAUCCCACCGGGGUAUCAGCCUUUGCCUGCGCAUUCACAUCCAGCCAUGCAGCCGCAGUUUGCCUAUGAGGCACAGCGGAUGCCGGCCCAGGGGCAUGUUCAGGUUCAUCAGGGUCAAAGCCAGGGUCAGCCACAAGCUCCAGGGAUGCAUGGGACGGGCAUGGAGCUUGAUGGGUGGUUGCCUGAUGGGAGUAUUUUGGGAUGCCGCCGCUGCCCGAGUUCUGAUAGUUCAGUUGGCGCUGAUAGGGUGAGCAGUGUCAGAUCAGACCAGAUCAGAUCGGACCAGGCUGAGAUGCGGAGUUUGGUGUGCACAUGCUCGUUGGAGUAUAUCCAUUGA
This is a messenger RNA of Penicillium canescens, 1389 nucleotides long. RefSeq lists its product as uncharacterized. The record is from RefSeq and is a predicted model, not a curated record. The transcript is spliced from 2 exons. The coding region runs from base 1 to 1389 and encodes 462 amino acids. NCBI's taxonomy places the organism in Eukaryota, Fungi, Ascomycota, Eurotiomycetes, Eurotiales, Aspergillaceae.